CAAUCCUCCCGGGAACACCCGCGGUAGAGAGAUUGAGCAGCAUCAAAACGCUCUCAAGCUUCUUUACUCUCGCUUUUCGCCUCUUCUCUCCGCUGCUCCCAAGAUGGGGAAGGACUGGGAGUCCUCCUCCGUUGCUUCCUCCUCCUACUCCGCCUCCACCAGCGCCUCCUCCUCCGGCUCCCGGCCGCCGCUCCCGGUGAUGGCCCUCCGGAGGAAGAUCGUCGAAAAGAUCCAGGAAAAUCGUGUGACGCUCAUCGUCGGUGACACUGGAUGUGGUAAGAGCUCCCAAGUUCCACAGUUCCUUCUUGAAGAAAAUAUGGAACCCAUAUUGUGUACGCAACCUAGAAGAUUUGCAGUUGUGGCAAUAGCAAGAAUGGUGGCUAAAGCUCGCAACUGUGAUGUUGGAGGGGAGAUUGGAUAUCAUAUUGGCCAUUCAAAUGUCUCAGAUAUCAACUUGACGAGAAUUGUUUUUAAAACUGCUGGUGUUUUAUUGGAACAAAUGCGUGAUAUGGGGUUGGCUGCGCUUAGAUAUAAGGUUAUAAUACUGGAUGAAGUGCAUGAACGAUCUGUGGAAUCUGAUCUUGUUCUGGCAUGUUUGAAGCAGUUUAUGAUAAAAAACAAUGAUUUGAGGGUUGUUUUGAUGUCUGCUACUGCUGAUAUUACAAGAUACAAGGAUUACUUUAAAGAUCUUGGUAGAGGUGAAAGAGUUGAAGUGAUUGCAAUUCCAAGUGCCUCUCAGCACAUUGUGUUCCAGCGAAAAGUUCUGUAUCUUGAGCAGGUUUCUGAGCUUCUGGAGAUGAGUUCAGAAUCAUUAUCAGAUAGAUACUGUUCUGGGCCGAAUCCUGCUGCUGCGAAAGCUGACAUGGAACCUCAAGUACACAUGCUUAUUCAUGAGUUGAUAUUGCACCUACAUGAAAAUGAACCAGAUAUUGAGAAGUGUAUAUUAGUUUUUCUUCCAACGUACUAUGCAUUGGAGCAGCAAUGGAUUCUUUUAAGGCCCCUUAGUUCAGUCUUCAAAGUAUACAUUCUUCAUCGCAGCAUUGACACUGAUCAAGCACUCUUGGCUAUGAGAGUGUUGAGAUCUCACCGGAAGGUGAUACUAGCGACUAAUAUUGCAGAAUCAUCUGUCACAAUUCCGGGUGUAGCGUUUGUCAUUGAUUCAUGUAGAUCUUUACAAGUUGUUUGGGACUUCAACAGGAAAAAGGAAUCUGCAGAGCUUGUUUGGGUGUCCAAGUCUCAGGCUGAGCAACGCAAAGGCAGGACAGGUCGAACCUGCGAUGGUCAAAUUUAUAGGCUGGUCACUCGAACAUUUUAUAAUAGUCUAGAAGAUCAUGAAUAUCCAGCAAUAUUAAGGUUAUCAUUAAGGCAGCAGGUGCUUAUGAUCUGUUGUGCAGACUCUAAAGCCAUCAAUGAUCCCAAAGUCUUGUUGCAGACGGUUAUGGAUCCUCCAGAUCCAGAAAUUGUUGAAGAUGCCUUGCACUUGCUUGUUCGUAAUAAGGCCCUAGGAAGGCCUCUUCAUCACAGGGGCCGGUAUGAGCCAACAUUCUAUGGCCGUUUGCUUGACAGUUUGCCCUUAUCCUUUGAUGCUUCAGUGCUUACUCUGAAGUUUGGUGAGAUUGGGUUGCUUCGUGAAGGAAUUUUAAUUAGUAUAUUAAUGGAUGUCCAACCGCUUCCCAUUCUUCAACCAUUUGGCCAUCACAUUUUGUUUACAAAGUAUGUAGACAAUUAUUUUGGGAGUGAGAGCAGUGAUGCUUUACAAAUUGGCAAGAAGGAAACCAUAUUCAUGGGCAACUUGUGUGCAUUUCAAUUUUGGCAGCGUGUUUUUAAGGACAAACACCGUCUCGAACGACUAAAACAAGUUAUCAAGGUUGAUGAGCUGAAAGCACCACAAGCACUGAUAGCUAAGCUUGAAGAGGAAUGGUGCUUAUUUCACAAUCUUGUGCAGACAUCACUACAUAAUGUCUCUGAAAUUUAUGAAGAUGUAAUGAAUGUAAUGCACCGUUUCCGGCCUGGUUUUAUUGCGAAAAAUGAAAUUCCAUCUUAUUUCGAGCCUUAUGCAUUUAAGCAUACAUGCCUUCUGCAGUCUGACCUUGCAGAAGAUGUGGAUGCUCUUACGUUGGAAGAUGAGAAUCUUGAUUUAAUUACUGAGAGGAAGAGUUGUCUUUCUGUACCAUAUGUUUUUCCAACUGACUUCCAGGGUGCUUAUGUUGCAGAAAAGCUGACAACUCUCAUUAAAGAGAUGCGGGUGCAACAUGCGGAAGAUUCUUCUUUGAAUCUGGGUGAAACUGUAAAUGAUGUUGUACCGCAGGCCACAGAGGCUGCUCUGUGUCGAUUCUUCUUGAGGGGGUUAUGCAACAAAGGGAAUCAGUGUCCUUUCUCUCAUUCACUUCAAGCCAAAAGACCUGCAUGCAAGUUUUUCCUAACACUUCAGGGUUGCCGUAAUGGAGAUUCAUGUUUCUUUUCGCACGGCUAUGAUCCACAUUUUGCUACAGUUACUUCAUUUAGUGCCUGUUCUGAAGAAGAUGAAAAUGCAUCAUCUCAUUCUUUUCUGCAGCUGUUGCCUGGUACUGCCAAUGACCGUGUUCUUAUAUUGAAUGAUAAGGACCUGUUUUUCUCAUCUAAUCUCUCAUGUCAUUAUGAUCCAAGCAAGAUAAUUGUCACCAAUCCUAAUCCACGUUCCUCUGAAUCUGAUUCUGUGUCAAAUGGUAUGACAAUUCUGUGGAAUGUGAGCCGGACUUGUCAGCUAAUCAUGGAAACUCAAGGAAAAGUUUCGAUCCCUUGGAGACAAGUGAAAUGUGUGCUAUGGUUUGCUGAUGUUAUGGCUGGCGAUGCAGGCAUACAACAGAAUCUCUUAAAGAAUUGUUUUGAGUACCUAGCGAUCAGAAUUUUUGCUGACACCUUGUGUGAUGUUCGUGUGAUUGUGACAAUGAACAACAUCAGAUUCGCCCAGCUAGAGGUGGAAAAAUUGGCAAAGGAGUGCUUUUUCUAUCUGAUUCAGUCAUUUUCAUUUGAUGAGUCAAGUUUUGGGAAGUUCUCAGAGUUGAGUGGCAGCACAAGGCCAAUGCAGGUAUCCAAGCCUAUCUCAUAUGUUUUUAAUAUGCAUCCUCCCACCGACAUACAAUUUGGGGACUAUGCAGCAGCAUUCCACAGGGGCUUAUAUAACAACGUAUGAAAUGUUUUAUUUUUUAGCAAUAGCAACCUUUUAUUUAUGUGAAUACGCGACGUCUGACUUCCUAGAUGGUUUAUAACUAGUCUAUAGUUGUGAAUUGACGAGGGAAAGCCUUUUUGUCCAUGGGUAAGUUUUGUACAGAUAGAUGGCUUUCUUGGUUGUCUUGAAUGAUAUAUGUACUGUUGUUACUUCCAGCUUCUUGAUGGCAGAUAUCUGUUCAACGAAAAUGCCCAUGGUAUAAGUUAUAAA
Messenger RNA from Elaeis guineensis (African oil palm), 3418 nucleotides. Its product is annotated as zinc finger CCCH domain-containing protein 4. Gene Ontology annotation, cellular component: intracellular anatomical structure. NCBI's taxonomy places the organism in Eukaryota, Viridiplantae, Streptophyta, Magnoliopsida, Arecales, Arecaceae. Gene Ontology annotation, molecular function: helicase activity; ATP binding; RNA binding. The record is from RefSeq and is a predicted model, not a curated record.